AUGAAGCGCAAGCGUUCAGAUUCCGGUCUAGAAGAGGACCACCCGGCCGCCUCGACCCCGAAGAGGCCGCGACGAACCGCCCUGGUGCCGGCCAGUGGCGCCCUGAACGGCGCGCCCAACGGUGACGCCCCCUACGAACUCCCGCCAUCGCAAGGACAGUCGACACCCAAGAAGGCCAAUGGGAUAGCGGCGACGCCAUUAAAAGAAUCUGGCCUGAAGACGCCUACCCACAAAUCCAAGGCCCGGGGACUGUUUGCUACGCCUACAAAACCAAAGUCUGCCAACGCCGCUCCGACGCCCUCUCGCAUUAGGAACGCAGACCGGUCUGCAAAGAAGAAGAGCGCACGGGUCCUUUUUGAGCCUGAUGAGGACGGAGAAUGGGAUGGUUCUGAGCGGCUGGCGGAGGAGAUUCUUCAGGACGACGACGACGAUGAGCCAGAGGCAGAUCAGGCCGUGGAGAGCGUGGAAACCGGAGAAGAUACGGCAGAACAACCCCCCCAAAAGGAGAAGAAGGGCCCGAAGCGUCGCGCUGGACGACCCAAAGGCGCAAAGAAUAAGCGGUCCCCAACGCCCGAGGGCGAGCUGCCAGCCCAUGAGCGGUACUUCUUCCAGAACCGUGCUGGCCCCGUGAAGACGUCCAACACGACACUCAACAAAGUACCGCUGUUGACACACGAGGAGUAUUUUGAGAAACUGAGACAGUACCGCGACCCUUGCAGGGAUGAAAAGGACUAUCUACGUGCGCUGCAUCACCGGUCCUUCCCGCAAUGGGCCUUCGAGUUCGAGGAAGGAUUUAACAUCUGCUUGUUUGGAUAUGGGUCGAAGGGGAAACUUGUGCAGCAGUUCGCCGACUGGAUUUAUCAACGUGGCGCCAAGUCUUCUCCGGCUAUCGUCAUUGUCAAUGGCUACACACCCGGCAUAUCGAUCCGGUCGAUAUUUGCAACCAUCGCCUCCGCCGUGAUGGGUGAUGACCUGCCUUCCAAGCUCGGUGCCCAACCAACCGAGGUGCUGGAGCUGCUCCAAUCGGCGCUAAAGUCUCGUCCGGCAGAAGACCCGGUGACCGUGCUGGUCAACUCGGUCGACGCACCACCGCUACGACGCGCAACGAACCAAGCCCUCCUCGGGCGUCUGGCUGCCACCCCGGGCAUCCGCAUUCUCGUGACGGCCGAUACGCCCAAUUUCCCGCUCAUGUGGGACAUCAGCCUGCGCGACCAAUUCAACCUCGUCUUCCACGACUGCACAACCUUUGCCCCCUUCACCACAGAAACAGACAUCGUCGAAGAAGUCCAUGCCCUGCUAGGCCGAAAGGGCCGGCGCGUCGGCGGCAAAGAGGGCGUUGGCUUCGUGCUGAAGAGUCUUCCGGAGAACGCGCGGAACUUAUACCGCCUCCUGCUAACCGAGUUGCUCUCGGUGAUUAACGAAGAUGGGCACCAAUCGGACGACGAGUCUCCCGCUGAUGCUGUAGCCAUCAAACAACACGAUGAGACAGGCAUCGAGUUCCGCAUGCUAUACCAGAAAGCGACGGAGGAGUUUAUCGCCUCGUCCGAGAUGAUGUUCCGGACAUUGUUGAAGGAGUUCCACGAUCACCAGAUGAUCACUUCGCGCAUGGAUGCGAGCGGUAUGGAGAUCCUGGGCGUGCCACUGUCCCGCGAUGAGAUGGAGGGCGUGCUGGAGGACCUGGUUCUGGCCUAG
Molecule: messenger RNA, 1692 nt
Organism: Penicillium lagena
Lineage: Eukaryota; Fungi; Ascomycota; Eurotiomycetes; Eurotiales; Aspergillaceae
Product: origin recognition complex subunit 2
Exons: 1
Coding region: 1-1692 (563 amino acids)
Biological process (GO): DNA replication
Cellular component (GO): nuclear origin of replication recognition complex; nucleus
Molecular function (GO): DNA replication origin binding
Source: RefSeq, a predicted model, not a curated record